UGCAAACUGCAAACUGGAGCAUUUAAUUGUCUGCAGUUACUACUUCCGUUGACCAACCUAUGAUGUCGAUGUCGUCGGUACAGGCUCAACUUAUUGCGAAAUACAACUACCCUGUCGAGACACACUAUGUCACAACCCCAGAUGAGUAUAUUUUGAGAUUGCAUCGUAUUCCCAAGCCAGGUGCCCCGCCUGUAUUUCUAAUGCAUGGCAUGAUGGAUAGUUCAGCAACGUGGAUACUAAUGGGACCCCAAAAAGCUUUAGGCUAUUAUCUGUGGGAUAAUGGUUAUGAUGUUUGGAUGGGCAAUGCCCGUGGUAAUCGUUAUUCCAGCAAUCACACCAAAUUGGAUGCUGAGAAAAAUGCUGAAUUUUGGCUUUUUAGUUGGCAUGAGAUUGGCUUCUAUGAUCUACCAGCCUCCAUUGAUUAUGUCUUGCAGCAGACAGGGUUUAAGAAAACCGGCUACUUUGGCCAUUCCCAAGGUACCACUUCAUUUUGGGUUAUGUGUUCAAUGCAUCCCGAAUAUAAUGAGAAAAUAACCAUGAUGCAUGCCUUGGCCCCGGUGGCAUUUAUGAAACACAUGAGAACCCCUUUGUUGUCAUAUGGCAGAACAGCUGCCAAGAUGACUGCCGGUGGUGUUAGAUUUCUGCCCCGCACCGAUGUAUUGUGGAAGACUUGUUUUACCUCCAAACUGACAGAGACCACUUGUUUGGAGAUCUACUAUCAACUCGUGGGUAAAGAUGUGGAACAAACUAAUGCGACCAUGCUUCCCAUUAUUCUCGGUCAUGUGCCAGCAGGCUGUAGCCUUAAACAAUUAACCCACUAUAUACAAUUGGUGGCAAAUGAUCGUUUUUGCCAGUACGAUUAUGGCCCUGUGGAAAAUAUGAAACGCUAUCAACAAUCAUCUCCUCCCGACUAUCCUUUGGCAAAAAUAACAGCUCGCGUUGGCCUUUACUACACUUACAAUGAUAAUCUUUCGAGUGAGGAGGAUGUUAAACGCCUGGCUGCCUUAUUACCCAAUGUUGUCGAGGACUGUUUGUAUCCUCAUGUACAUUGGAAUCAUAUGAGCAUGACAUGGGGUAUUGAUGCUCGGCAAAUGGCUCACAAGAAAAUGCUGGAGAUAAUGAAGAAGUAUUCCUACGAAUGAAUGAAAUCUCUGAUAAUUAAAUGUUUGUUCUAAGUAUAAAUUUCGGUUUGUGGUA
Messenger RNA from Stomoxys calcitrans (stable fly), 1197 nucleotides. RefSeq names its product lipase 1. The record is from RefSeq and is a predicted model, not a curated record. The transcript is spliced from 5 exons. Bases 60 to 1142 code for a protein of 360 amino acids. NCBI's taxonomy places the organism in Eukaryota, Metazoa, Arthropoda, Insecta, Diptera, Muscidae. Gene Ontology annotation, biological process: lipid metabolic process. Gene Ontology annotation, molecular function: hydrolase activity, acting on ester bonds.